UUAAACCGGCUCACGAGCCUAUGUACCAACCUUAAUCAAACUCGUACUCGAGCUCAUUUAAUAUUUGAGCUUGAGUUUGAGCUCGAGCUUAAGCUUGUGGCUUGAUAAGCUCAACUUGUGAGCUCAUUAGCGAGUCGAGCUCGAGCUCGUUCAAGAGAGCUAGCUCAGCUCAUUUAUACCCCUAAUGACAACCAUCUAACACAAAAAUACUUAAAGUAUCUGUUGAAGAUACAAGUCCACUUUAAUAAGCACAAAUAGAAUAAGUUUCACUCAUAUUUAUUGACCUUGAUGCUUGCUCCAUUAACCACUUAACUAAUGUGAAGCAGUCAUUCUGGAUUCAACAACACCAAGCUUCUUCCUCGCAUAAGAAAGAGCCGAGAUUUUGUUCACGAGAGUUCUUGAUUAUUAUUUUUUGGUGAUAGCAUAAAGAGAACCAAAGCAAGUUCCACGAGAUGAAUGUUGGGCCGUGAUACUUGGAUCAUGUAUCCAAGAAUCACUUUCAAAAGGUCCUGUGGAUGGAUAAGCAAAUAUGGAGGCCAAAGCUCAUGGAAAAAAAUUAUUGGAGAAAGAAAAAUAUGACAUAUGGUGUGAGCUCCAUUAAGGUCUCGAUGGAAGAACAAUCGUUUGUAAAGGGUGCCAAAUUUAAGAAUAAUCUCAGCUCACAAAUAUUCAAUUUAUUGUCAAGCAUAUCGCUAUGAUUCAUUCUUAAAUGAUCUCUCUGCAUUAAAGACGUGACACUGUCCUCCAACCAAUAGUUUUUUCUCCAAAUGACAUCACAGGUAGAUGGUUAUGACUAAAGCCUUCUUUCCAGGUGGUUUCAUCGCAAAAUGAUACCAUUAAAUUACAAUCACAUUCAGAGUUUGCAAGUUCUUCAAUAGCUAAAAGUUUUUUUUAGUAAUUAGUAAUAUAGUGCACUUGGUAUGGCACAAAAACUCUCUGUUUACUAACGUCAACUUAAAUUUCUCUCUUUAGAUAAACAUACAUCUUAGGUUUACAAGGUUUCGUUGAAUGAAAUAACCCAUAGCUAUUGAUAAGGACCCUUAUGUCAGGUUCGGUCGAUUACCUUUGCUGAACUAUGCAAUCUUAAUCGAGUUCAUCAUCAUAAUUUUCCCACCAUCUGUUUUAAGUUUGAAGUUGUAAUUUUUCAACUCUAUGCUCAAUUUUUUGCUAUUAUAUUAUGUGCAUUCAGCUUAUGAAGUUAGCUUUAAUUGAAAUUUCUCACUUGUUAUUGGGAGGGGUAAUUAAUCAUAGGAGCCUAUGCUUAUGAGAAACCUAGAACCAGAUCAUAAAAGUCCGCACAAAAUGAGAACAAAAUAUCGUGAUAGUGUCUUAUCUUCAAUUUAAUCUACCUUCUGCAAAUUUGUCCCCGAAAAUACUCUAAACUCUCUCAAUUGAACUGGGGUGCAAUUUUUUGGAGGCAACAAAGGUUUAGCAAUUUGCCUACAUCCAUGGGCGACACCAAACUCAUCAUAAAUUUUUAGAAAUAGUACUUGGGACUUUUUUCAGGAUCCUCACACAUAUAGAGAAGCUAUUACAAGCUCAAGGAGUUGUUUGUGGUAUGAUUUAUAAGUGAGGUACGGAUUAUAUGAGUUUAUAUUAGAGAAUAGUUCAUUUUCUAAUAUUAAUGAUCAAAUUCUAUCAAAGACUUAAUUAUCUAGCAGUCUCCUUUUCGAGUUUAUAGUUGCCUCUAUUUAUACUUUGUGGUAGCUCCUCCUUAAAAAAAAGAGUCUGAAUAAUGUAUCUAUGUUUCCUUUUAUGUGAAAGAAAGAAAAAAAAUCCUAUUUUGUAAAAAUAAGAAACUACAAAGAAUGAAAAGAUUGAGGCUGAAGGAGUAAAAUUAAACUAGCUUAACUCCACAAAAUGGAGAUUACAUACCAUAUAUUGAACAUAGUGGCAAAGUCUAAAAUAAAUAUUAGAGAAUCCCCUGAGAUUUCAAUGUUGAUUUAUUGAUGUAUCUUUCACUCAUGCAACAACACAGGCACGGACUCCCCUUCAUAAAAUGAAUUGCCCUGCGAGGCAUAUGACGCUGAAGCACUGCGUCAAUUCACUCUUGUUUAUGAUGAAGUUUUUUGGCAAGUAUUGGUUGUAAUUUUUUUUUAUUAACUUUGUUAUCAAAGCAGACUUGUUGUUGGAAAGCUUUAUAGUAUUGCUCGGAGAUCAAACACUUUGCAGAAGAGAACCGUUUGCCCUGGCCCCUCUAUGGGGAAAUCAAGCAACUUUAUGGAGCCUGCUUCACUGGAUACUAGAAGACCCAAAGGAAAAGUUGUUUCUCCCAGAGAAGCUGGAAUAGUCCAAGGGAUUGUCGGAUCAGAUAAAAGAACUGCAACUUCUGUAAAGUCAGAUGCUUCUAAGAUGCGUGAGGCCACUAAGGAAAGUAGAGGCGGUGAAGGGCUACAGUUUCGUAACCAAAUUCAGUUUGGUGUUUGUGAGUGCAUGCACAAUAUUAAGGCUUGUGAUGCUAGUGCAAACUCUGUCCAUAGAUGCAAAUCGAAUAUUGAAAGAGAAGGUUUUGGCUUUUCUGUUUCUGAGCAUGGUGGCAUCCAUCUAAAAUCAUCAGUUGCUGUUGAUAGUCACGCUUCAAAAGUCCUUCAACAUGGUUCCUGCUGCCAUGAGGAGACUUCUAAUAAAGAAUCCUGGAAAUCCCCAACUGUAAGAAACCAUGGCCAGAAUUUAUGUAUUGAUGUUGUUUCAAACAGUGAUACUCAUCUUAUUCCAUCUGGAAAACCAAAAAGUUCCCACUGUUCAACAAAAGUUGGGUUUUUGUCUUCCUCUGCAAAUUCUUCAAAAGAAAAUCCUUCAUUUGAAUUCUUUGUGGUAUCUGAAGAGGGUAUUAACCUUUAUGUUGAUUUGAACUCAAUUCCAUCAGAAUGGAUCACAAGUUUGAAAGAUGAAGUAUGCAUCGAUCAGAGAUUGCAACAUCAAAGCUUAGGGUAUCUCUCCAACCCUGGAUGCUUUCCAGAUGCUGGUCAGCAUAUGAAACCUUCGCCAUCUGAAAAUAGUGAGCUAAACCUACAGAGUAAUGGGGUUGAAACAAACACGGGAUGCACCAACUCUUCCUUGUGUUCCGUGGUUAGUGAGAAUUGCCAAUCUGAGGUCUAUCCACUAGAUGCAGCAGUUGCGUCUUCCGGAUCUUUUAUUAUAACUGCAAGCAACAAUCCGGUUGAAACACCAGGGCAUUUUGAAAUAACUAGAGGGCUUUCCUCUAAUUGUAUUGAUUAUUCCAAUUUUAGAAACUCCAAGAUAGUUGAUGAUAUAUUUUCCUCCCAGGAACAAACGUUAAUACAUCAUGACUCUAUAGAUGAUUCUUUCAGAACAGUACAGAUCAAUCCUUCUGUGCGUGAUGUAUCAACAAAAUCUAAUGCAGAUGAAAUUCCACGUGCUGGUGUGACAACAGCAAAUAUUGAGACUACGGAGUGCCAUAGCCUUAACUUUCAAAAAACCGAUGACAAUCUGGAAGUUACAACUGAAAACAAUUCAGCUCUAAGUGUUUGUGAGAAAAAUAAUCCAACCGAAGUUGAUGAGAUAUUAGAUAAUUCAAAAAUUACUGACAUUGGUAUUGUUGAGAAUCAGAUUACUGUGGAACAUUUCAAGUUGGAAAGAGAGUCAAGAUCCAGCAACAUUGAAAGUUCAUGUCACCAUGGUAAACCAUCGGAUUUCAGUCAAACUGGAAAUUCUUUGCCUGAGGGUCCAGCCUCAAGAUAUGAGAAUUCGAGGAAAAGCAAUCUGCUGAAGAGGAAAUCAAAAUGUUCUCCAACAUUUCCGAAUGCCUCAGACAACAAAUUCUCCAAAAGAUCUCGUUCCUCAGAAUUUAAUGAAGUGAAUCAGAAGAAGAGGGAUGACAAUGUUGGUGACAACAAGAAUGAAACUUCUUCACCGCUAAAUACAAAUUCUUCAGUUCAGGAAAAUGUAAGUGAUUUGGCUGUUCUUCGCAGGCGAUCUUCGCGGCUUCUUUCAAAGGUUUAGUAAAAUAUUUAUGAGAUGAUAUUCCCAUCAUUAAUUUCAAAAUCUUUGAAUAUACUUAAAAAUGAUUGUAAUAUAUAGAUAAUUAAUAUUGCAUAUUUCCAAAAAAAAUAUUAAAGAUUUUU
Messenger RNA from Dendrobium catenatum, 4085 nucleotides. RefSeq lists its product as uncharacterized. The record is from RefSeq and is a predicted model, not a curated record. Lineage: Eukaryota; Viridiplantae; Streptophyta; Magnoliopsida; Asparagales; Orchidaceae. The transcript has 5 exons. The coding region runs from base 2200 to 3963 and encodes 587 amino acids.